UUACACACCUUACAUACUUUACUUAUACUUACUUCACAUACUUACCUUACAUACUUUACUUAUACUUACUUUACACUUACACUUUGCCCACUUACACUUGACACACUUCACUAGCGAGUGUCAACAACAGUGUGAGACUGAGGGAGUCAGAUUUAGAGCAUCCACAUUGGACAUGGCCAGUGGAAACAACAGUGGCUUAGGGGCAUCUCUCUUCCGUGGAGCAUUACAUGGCAAUACCAGCAACACCAAUAAUCUUAGUGCCAACAGCAACACCAGUAACCAACAGCAUCACCACCACCACCAUUCAGCUGGACAUCAUCCACAGCAGAGCACAGUGGGAAGUAGCAGUCACCUGCACCACCCACAGCCACCACAACCUCCUCAGUCACAGCCAAUGCUGGCAGCCGUGACCUUCAGCACUGAAGAUACCUCCCGUGGCAGAGGCACACCAGGGAGUCCGGAUCACAUGUCAACUGUUAUGGCCAAGCUUUGGUUUGACCACAAUGUAGAAUCAUCAUUGUCAUCUCUCAAGAAAGAAGAGCAUGAGAAGCGUACAAGGGACCUCCGUAAACAGCUGGAGUACAUAGCAGAUACCAAUUGGAAAUAUUCUCCUGUUGAGAAAUACAUUGGACAGCAGUGAUAUU
Messenger RNA from Cherax quadricarinatus, 644 nucleotides. RefSeq lists its product as uncharacterized. The record is from RefSeq and is a predicted model, not a curated record. NCBI's taxonomy places the organism in Eukaryota, Metazoa, Arthropoda, Malacostraca, Decapoda, Parastacidae.